Molecule: messenger RNA, 1187 nt
Organism: Ooceraea biroi (clonal raider ant)
Lineage: Eukaryota; Metazoa; Arthropoda; Insecta; Hymenoptera; Formicidae
Product: zinc finger matrin-type protein 5
Cellular component (GO): U12-type spliceosomal complex
Molecular function (GO): nucleic acid binding; zinc ion binding
Source: RefSeq, a predicted model, not a curated record
CUUCGUUCUCCUUAAAGCGGUGUCUACAAUGAGAUUUUGAGGCGUAAGAUUUAAGAAGUUGACCAAUCACAAUCGAAUAUAAAGAGAAUGAUCUACUUUGAUUGGUCGAUUUCUUAAAUCUUACGCCUUAAAAUCUCAUUGUAGACACCGCUUAAAGCGGGGUCUACAAUAAGAAUUUAAGGCGUAAGAUUUAAGAAAUUGACCAAUCACAAUCGAAUAUAAAGAGAAUGAUCUACUUUGAUUGGUCGAUUUCUUAAAUCUUACGCCUUAAAAUCUCAUUGUAGACACCGCUUAAAGCGGGGUCUACAAUAAGAAUUUAAGGCGUAAGAUUUAAGAAAUUGACCAAUCACAAUCGAAUAUAAAGAGAAUGAUCUACUUUGAUUGGUCGAUUUCUUAAAUCUUACGCCUUAAAAUCUCAUUGUAGACACCGCUUAAAGCGGGGUCUACAAUAAGAAUUUAAGGCGUAAGAUUUAAGAAAUUGACCAAUCACAAUCGAAUAUAAAGAGAAUGAUCUACUUUGAUUGGUCAAUUUUUUAAAUCUUAUGCCUUAAAUUCUUAUUGUAGACCCCGCUUUACUGAUGUACGAACCUUCACGAAUUCUCUCGUUGACGAGUCGUCUACAACAAUGGCAGUAAGCAGUAAGAGUUCCCAUUGGUCAGUUUUUGAAAUAAUCGAUUUCGAUUGGUCACUUCUUACUGCUUACUUUAGACGACCUAUAAAAUUAAAUUCUCAUUGUAGAACCCGCUUUAAUACCUUCACAGAUCCAGAAACGAUACUGAAGGAGGAAUAUGAAAAAACCCCGUGUAAACGUUACAUGACCAUCGGCGACUGCGCUUUCGGUCUUGGUUGCCGAUUUUCACAUUAUACGCCACCGAUGAUAUGGGAACUCGAACGACUCGUUGCAGCAAAGAACUCCAAAGAUCUGACAACUCAACCCAAGGACGGUUGGCCAAAUCCGGAAGACAUUAUUAACGAGUAUUUCGAGAACGAGAUGGAUCCGAGCGGCGCCGAGAAACUCGAUUAUCCAUCGAUGUCGAGUACACCAUCAAGAUUAGCCGAUUAUCCGUAUCUACCGCGAUCCUUGCGGCCCGUUACGUCGGAGGGAAUGGCGGACAGUGAUUUUAGCAAAUGGGGUUAAAGUCUGUUGAAAAAACGCGAAAAAUAAAAUGAAAACCUACAUACAUCCA